UCCACGAUCAGUUGCGUAAAUAAAAAAAAAAAUAAAGCAAAUAAUACUGCGGUGCAAAUAUUACGAGGCUCUUCACUCUUAUAAUCCGAGAGUUUUAUACAUUACGUGGAAAAUCUUUGUCUACGUUGCUGCUAGCGCUUGGAUAAUCAGUGCACCGGUUAAAACCAUCUCCACAUGGAAAAUGAUAAAUUUUGGAGGGAGUGGGUUUGAAAUCAUAGAGAGGGUUUGAAGGUCAUAUUCUUAAAAUUAAACAGGAAUUCGCUUUUUUAUUCCAAAUAAUUCAUUAUUUGGGUUAUUGAGACUGUACACGUUAACGGCUAAAACCAGUUAUCAAAUAUGAAAUUGUGGGCUGUGCAUACCGAUUUUUGUAUGUUUGACGGUGUAAAAAGAAAAUGUGCAAAGGGGCGGCCUCAACGCAAAUGCCUCAAGCGGUUGGCGCAGCUUACGCUAUGAAGCGGCGCAAAAAUAAUGAUGCGUGCGUUGUUUGUUAUUUCGGGGAAGGUGCUGCUUCUGAGGGUGACGCGCAUGCGGCUUUCAAUUUUGCAGCCACAUUGCAUUGUCCUGUAAUACUUUUCUGUCGCAAUAAUGGCUUUGCUAUUUCGACUCCGGCUCAUGAGCAAUAUAAAGGUGACGGUAUAGCUGGGAGAGGUCCUGGUUAUGGAAUAGCAACUUUACGCGUAGAUGGCACGGAUGUUUUUGCCGUUUACAAUGCCAUGAAGUUGUGUCGAUAAUAUGUUUUGAAAGAAAGUAAACCGGCAGUGUUGGAAGCAAUGGCUUACCGAGUCGGUCACCAUUCGACUUCUGACGAUUCGACAGCAUAUCGUUCAUCUGCCGAAAUUGAGGUGUGGAAUUCGGUCGGGCAUCCAAUUUCCAAAUUGAAAAAUUACAUGGUUAAAAGAAAUUGGUUCAACGAAGCAGAAGAAAAUGAAUUUGUUAAAGACAUACGUAAAAGAGUAUUAAAGCAAAUUUCAAUUUCGGAGAAAAAACUCAAACCCAUCUGGAAAGAAUUAUUUACAGAUGUUUACAAUGACGUUCCAUUGCAUUUAUAGGAACAAAUGAACGAGCUGAAGCGGAAUAUUGAAGAGAACAAAAGUUACUAUCCCGUUAAGAAUUUUAAAGCUUAAAAACUUCAUUUUUUCAAUUAUUUUUCACUACCGUGAAAGAUUCCUCUCGUUAAAUUAUUUAAAUAAUUGGUGGCAAAGUGCUUUACGUAUUUAUUGUUUUGUAAUAUUAUUAGUAUGCGAAUACGAAUUUAUGCAUUGUAAUGAUUAUUGUAUAGCUAAAAUUAAUUCUGUAUCUUAAUUUUCUU
Molecule: messenger RNA, 1309 nt
Organism: Glossina fuscipes
Lineage: Eukaryota; Metazoa; Arthropoda; Insecta; Diptera; Glossinidae
Product: 2-oxoisovalerate dehydrogenase subunit alpha, mitochondrial-like
Exons: 5
Biological process (GO): branched-chain amino acid catabolic process
Molecular function (GO): oxidoreductase activity, acting on the aldehyde or oxo group of donors, disulfide as acceptor
Source: RefSeq, a predicted model, not a curated record